GGACGGACUUUAGCCUCCAGGACGACUAUAAAAACCUGAGAACAGCCGAGAGCACGACACACGUCUUCAGACACGGUGACACGAGGAGAAACCAGCUGCAUCUGCAAGCAAUUAAGGCCCAAUCAUGAAGGUACUCGCAGUUCUCGCUCUUUUCUCUGUUUGCAACGCAAACCUCUUGUGGCAGGAGCCGCCCAAGAGCAACAUGGAGAUGGUGAAAGAUGCUUUCUGGGACUACGUUGCCAAGGCGACGCAGACCGCCGAGGAGUCCCUGAAGCAGAUCAGGGAGUCUGAGAUGGGACAGCAAGUCAAUGUGAAGAUCUCCCAGAGCGCCGACACAGUCACUCAGUACGUGGAGGCUCUGCGCACUCAGGCCGGCCCCCUCACCCAGGACUACAUGGCCCAGUUCUCCCAGCAGACGGAGCAGCUGAAGGCUCGUCUGGAGAAGGACCUGGACGCCGCGAGCGCCAGCCUGCAGCCCUACGCCCAGGAGCUGGUGGCCAGCCUCCAGAGCAAGGUGGAGGAGCUGAAGAAGGAGUCCGCCCCCUACGCCGAGGCCAUGGACCCGGAGGCCCUGAAGGCCCUGAUGCUGCAGAAGAGCCAGGAGCUGAAGGUUCAGCUGGAUCAGAGCGUGGCCCAGAUGCAGGCCCAGAUGGUUCCCUACACCGAGGAGAUGAAGCAGAAGAUGGAGCAGAGCCUGGAGGACUUUCAGCAGACCAUGAUCCCCCUGACCAAGACCUUCGAGGCCCAGCUGGUGCAGAAGAGCCAGGAGAUCCAGGAGAGACUGGCUCCAUACGGGGAGGAGCUGAGGGCCAAGAUGGACUCCAGCGCUCAGGACCUGCAGGCUCAGCUGACUGCUCUGUGGGAGUCCUUCACCAAGAUCGCCCAGUAAACAAACCUUGGCAUCCACACAAUUAAUAUUUAUUUUAAUCUCUUUAUUUUGUUAAAGAAAAACUUCUGAAUGUCUUUUGUCUUGAAUACUUGCACAAAUAAAGCUUGAAGUGAACACAAA
Mugil cephalus (flathead mullet) is the source of this 1009-nucleotide messenger RNA. RefSeq names its product apolipoprotein A-IV-like. The coding region runs from base 125 to 889 and encodes 254 amino acids. The transcript has 4 exons. Gene Ontology annotation, molecular function: phosphatidylcholine-sterol O-acyltransferase activator activity; phospholipid binding; cholesterol binding. Gene Ontology annotation, cellular component: high-density lipoprotein particle; chylomicron; extracellular region. Gene Ontology annotation, biological process: cholesterol biosynthetic process; triglyceride homeostasis; very-low-density lipoprotein particle remodeling. NCBI's taxonomy places the organism in Eukaryota, Metazoa, Chordata, Actinopteri, Mugiliformes, Mugilidae. The record is from RefSeq and is a predicted model, not a curated record.